Messenger RNA from Tupaia belangeri chinensis (Chinese tree shrew), 4453 nucleotides. It is a transcript of the gene CPLX2, whose product is annotated as complexin 2. Lineage: Eukaryota; Metazoa; Chordata; Mammalia; Scandentia; Tupaiidae. Gene Ontology annotation, cellular component: terminal bouton; SNARE complex. Bases 168 to 572 code for a protein of 134 amino acids. Gene Ontology annotation, molecular function: syntaxin binding. Gene Ontology annotation, biological process: neurotransmitter transport; regulation of neurotransmitter secretion; synaptic vesicle exocytosis. The record is from RefSeq and is a predicted model, not a curated record. The transcript has 4 exons.
GGAAGUCGUGCACCUGCCAUGCUCCCUGUCGUGCUCUGCUCCUGAAGGCCUCUGCGUCCCAGCUCGGCCUGGAAGCAAAGGUUGGUUCACUCCCUGAGCCAGGCCAGCCAGGCGCACUGCAUGCACAUUUGGCCCUGGUCUAGGGCACUCUAAGCAGAGCCAGCAGCAUGGACUUCGUCAUGAAACAGGCCCUCGGAGGGGCCACCAAAGACAUGGGGAAGAUGCUGGGAGGAGAGGAGGAGAAGGACCCGGAUGCCCAGAAGAAGGAGGAGGAGCGGCAGGAGGCGCUGCGGCAGCAGGAGGAGGAGCGCAAGGCCAAGCACGCGCGCAUGGAGGCCGAGCGCGAGAAAGUCCGGCAGCAGAUCCGAGACAAGUACGGGCUGAAGAAGAAGGAAGAGAAGGAGGCCGAGGAGAAGGCAGCCCUGGAGCAGCCCUGCGAGGGCAGCCUGACCCGGCCCAAGAAGGCCAUCCCGGCGGGCUGCGGGGACGAGGAGGAGGAGGAGGAGGAGAGCAUCCUGGACACGGUGCUCAAAUACCUGCCCGGGCCGCUGCAGGACAUGUUCAAGAAGUAACGCCCCAGGCCACUCCUUACUCUUUCUUUCUGUUCUUUCUUUUCUUUUUAUUCAGUUGUCUCAGUUCUGAAGGGGAAAACCUCAGUUGGCCUCUGCCCCCAUUCCCUGGCCAGGGGCUCCUCCCCUCAGCAAUCCCUCCCACCCCCCCUUCAUCCCAGGGUAUCCAGCCCCACCCCAUUCUCAAGUAGUAUGAAAGUCAGAAGCCGGCCCUUCCCCAGCAGGGGUGCUGAACCCCGGGCCAAAAGCCCUGGGACCCCUCAGGAAGCAAGCCUAAGGCCCAUGCUAGUGUGGUGACCCUACAUUCCUCCAUGCUCCCCACUGCCAGGAGGACUGCUGUCCCCAGCCAGCCAAAGUAAUGACACAUUCCAGCCCUGCCCAGCAUGUUGACCUUUGGCCUCUGCCCCCAGUGGGCCUCCAGGUCAGGGCAGGGGCACUGAGUGGCCUGGCUCUGAGGAAAGGAGUCAGGAUAAGCCUGCCCCAUGCGGGUCCAGCCUGGGAGGCCCUGAAUCUGGCCAGGCUGGGGUCUGGGCAGGAGGCUGGCGCUCUUUUCCUCUCCCUGGUAACACCCAGCCCAGGAGCACCCCCUUCCCAACCCCAGCCAGAGAGGCAUGGCCCCUGCCCAGCUGGUCCCUCCAAAUGGAUCCUUGUUGGACUUUAGCUCAUCUGUGGAGGUGCCCAUGGGUAGGGCAGCUUCUUCUUCCCCUACCCCACUUAGGUCCUGGGACCCCACUGCCAGUCUGGGCCCAGCUUGCCCAGCCAAGGGGCUGCCCAGGCCCCCACAAAACACUUGGAGCCAUCGGGCAGUGAUGGUCUGUGCCAUGGGACCCCACCCAUCGGUGUGGCCAAGCUGCCCCCAUUCCUAUCCACUCCUCCUCCCAUCCUGUCCUGUCCAUGUGCUUCCAGGGCCCCAUGGUCCCCAGGAGGACCCUUCCUGGCCAAAGCCCCAAGCCUCUGGGAAGAAGCCAAUUCCCACAUGACAGAAGGUAUCAGUCCAUUCAUCUCAUUGGCCAAGAACAAACUCUCCUCUGGGACGUAUGGAACUGGCAUUUGUCAUCCUUACCUACCCCCAUCCAAAAUUGUCAAGGUUUCCCACUCAACUAUGUGAGAAUGAGGUGGGGGGUAUGGGAGGAGAAGGAGCAGAUGGGGGAAGAAAGUGUCCAUGCAUGCAUGACAGUGCAUGGUGGAGACUGCAUCAGUGAUAAGAUGUCCAGAGAUUGUAUGUAUAUGUAUAUGAUUAGUGUGUGUGUGUGUGUUAGUCAUCAUCUCUCUGUGGGAGUCCCUGUGGUAGAAGUUGUGUAUAUUCUGCAGCCUGUGGAUGUAUGCUUGUUUCAGGGGGGCAUUUGAGUUGAGAUUGUAUCACGUGUGUGUGCUAGACAUCUCCCAUGUGUUUAGAGACUGUACAUAUUAGCGUGUGUAUGCAAGUGUUUCAAAUGGUGUGUGGUUCAGGAGUGAUGCAUGUGUGUUAAGUGCUGUAGAAGUGUCCAUUUGUUUUGAGAGAAUUUUCAGAUGUGCUAAGGCAGUUGUGUGCACAUGUGUGGGUCUGAAAAGGUAGUUGUGUGCGUGCAUGUGUGCUUGGAGAGAAACGACGUGGGUAAGACGCCCCUCCCAGCCUCGAGACCAUUAGUCACAGGUGGCACAUCUGACAGGAGACCUUGUCCUUGGCCUAGAGUCCUCCCACCCUUGGGGGUUACCUGCCUGAGGUCCUCAGCAUUUGACUGGGACAGACCCAGGCAGUACCCCAGGAAGCCAUGCUGGCCCCACACCAGGGCCCAUCCCAAGAGCCGGGGCCACGGAGGGGGCGACUUGCCUGCUCCUGAAGCCCCUGCCCACUGGCCCCAGUUUGCAUUCUGCGGGUUUUCCAUUUUAGUGGAUUUAUGCUUUUAUUUCGGAGACAGACAUGUGUCUUCUCUGUCCGUUUCCAAUAGUUAAAGCCAUAUCAGUUAGACUGCAAUACUUUAAAGAUGAGACAAAACAAUCCAUAUGUUUAGGGAACCAGAAAAGUCCCUUGGUCUGUCCCUUCCCUGGGAAGCAAGGCCUCAACAGCCUCAGCUCCCUAGACUUACCCUCCUCCCCUGCCCCGUCCAUUCCCCUGUGCCCAUGUCUGCCCCCCAGGGGGCCCGUGUCUGUCUGUGCCUGUGUCUGUGAUGGGGAGCUACCUUGCAUCCCUGUUGUCUGCUUGUCUGUUUGUGUCUGUUGUCCUGGGCAGGAUGGUCAUUCUCAAGAGCCCUGGAGUCCUGAACCAGAGAGAGUCAGGGCCCAGUUCAGGGCCCCGGGCCCUGUGUGUAAGCCCCACUUGGACAAGGGGUGAACACCAUAUGCUCAGAGAGGUCUCCCUCUUGACAGGGGCCCUCAGACCUCAGUGAUAAUGCCAGGGCACAGACAGUGCCAGAUGGGUGGCAAUGACAAGGCCCAAGGAGCUUCAGAUGAGCAAGGAAAUCAGCCAUGAAAUAUCCCAGGUGGGCUUGAGGAACCCAGGCCCUCAAGGGUGUGCCUGCUGGUCUCUGUAGCCCCUCCUGACCCCCAGAGUAAGCCCAAAGCUUUUCAGUCCCUCCAGGCUGACUGGCUUAGUCUAGGGGCAUGACCCAGACUCCUCCAUUCUGCUCCUGGGCAGCAGAACUAAGGUCUUCCUGGAGGAGGGGCCAGGAAGAGAAUCUCUGCCUGGAUUCAAUCACUGCAGAGUGAUCACUCUCAGGUCCAAAGGGACACAAUGACUCAUCUCUGACACAGACCUGUGGCGAAGAUGGCGUGUGGCCCAGAGAGGGUGUCUCUGUGCAACAGAGGGCGGGAGCAGCAGGGAAGGGCUGCUCACAUCCCCACUUGGAGCAUAAGGCAUGAGACCCCCCAGAUGGGAGAAGGAGGGGUGUUUCACACACAAAUGGGGCACUGUGCAUGUGACACACUUAGGGAGGAGAAGACCCAGAAGUCAGUGUACACACACCCAAGGACAAGACCCUCAGCCCGGAGCAUAGUGAGGAGCAAUCUCGUGAGCGCAGGGGCAAACAGCGAGAUGCAAGGAGCGUGCACCUGCCGCCGUGGGCCGCCUGGCCUCCUGUGCCUGGGAGUCACCACAAAACAGCAGGAAAAGGGCUUCUCUGGAUCUCCCUGUGCUGGGCACGGGCGAUGCCAGGCUUUCCACCCACGAAUGACCUCCACUCCAGGUCCAAGCUCCCGAAAGGGAACUGUAACCGCACACACAUGUGGUGGUCCUCCUUCAAACGGAAACAGGAAGUCAAGAUGCCCUCCCAGGUGCAUGAGAGCGGGAGAAGGCAGCAGAGAGGGAAAGGGAAGCAGGUAUUGAGGCUGGGCCCUCUCGGGUGGGACAGCUGGUGGGAAAACAGCCCAAAGGCUCGUGGCUAGAAUAAAAUGGGGUGCACUCCCCAGCACCGAGCACCCCUGGUGCAGCUGGCAGCGCUGCCCACCCCCACUGGCCAACUGCUCCAUCCUUCCAGGGUUCCCCAGGCUCCUGCCUGCACCGGGGGCUGGGGGUUAGACUAACUCAGAUAAGGGACAUCUCCCAGGCCCCAGGACAAGCCUCCCACCAAACGCCCCCUGCUCCAGUCCCCACUUCUAUUGCCCUACGCUCUUCACUGGAGAAAGAACGGGAGGUGUUUGUGGGCCCUGGGGUGGACAGGGGAGGCCCAACGAGACCUGGGUGAGACGGACCAUCCUGCUUGCACAGGGGAACCCCUCUCCACAUCUGUGCUGUGUUCUUGUUGCUCUGCUUCCUUAAAUGUGUCAGUGCCUGGGGGAGGGGAGGAGCACCCCUCCGCCCCCCCGAACCUGACCAAAAGCCAUGGCUGUUGCUCCCCCUUUGUAUGACGCAAACGCUAAGAUGUACAAACCAAUCAUGACAACAGAGAAAAAGACCUUGUACAGCCGUU